Molecule: messenger RNA, 198 nt
Organism: Echinops telfairi (small Madagascar hedgehog)
Lineage: Eukaryota; Metazoa; Chordata; Mammalia; Afrosoricida; Tenrecidae
Product: BBSome-interacting protein 1-like
Biological process (GO): cilium assembly; receptor localization to non-motile cilium
Cellular component (GO): BBSome
Source: RefSeq, a predicted model, not a curated record
AUGGAGUCAAUCUUCCGGGAGGUCCUUCCAAAACAAGGGCAGCUGUCUCAGGAAGAAACCACAAUGGUGCUAUGUAAGCCCACUUUACCCUUAACAUCUCUGACUCUGGAAAAACUGGAGAAAAUGCAGCAAGCAGCCCAGGACACGGUUCACCAACAAGAACUGGGAGGAAAGGAGAAGCAGCAAAUGACCCACUGA